AUGGACGCGCGCGCGAUUUCUGAGCGGUGGAUAUGUACGCGAGGGCUAAACGCAAAGGAUCUCCCACCGCUGGAGAUCAUGGCGAUGGUCGCGAGAAAAAAAGGAAUCCUGCCUAGCGCCCAAAAACAUUUCAACGGGAGGCGGAUUCAGCAGCGGCAGAGAACCAAAACGUUAGCAUACCUGGCAUCUUUAUCGCUGGACGAGGGUUCUAUCGCUUCCACCGUGGAAAUGUGGCAGGACGACGGCUCCGACUCAGACGCGUCAGUGGUCCUCUCUUUGUCCUCUCCACUGAAUGCGACACGGUUCCAGCCACCACGUGACGCUAAAGCGGCUGGUGAGCUUGACGUCAGUGUCGACUCGUAUUUGGCCUUCUCCCAGAGUUAUUGGUGCUCCCAAUCAUCUCAAGCGGCUUCACCAUGUGACGCAAGGCCUGUCGCCUCGUUGGAUAGUUCAGCCACGUGCAGCUCACCGGGUUUUGAGAUCCUCCAGAUGAAAUACCCACCGAAAGACCCGAACUCGUGGGAACCGGCCAGCUGGCCCCGUGAUGUUGAGCGCCUACAUACACAGAUCAAGCCGAUCUAUUGCAAGUUUCCUUCGGUUUCGAUGGGUGGAAUGUGCCGCUGCAAACAAUCGUGUACUACGGCCUCUUGUGAGAACGCAAAGAAUAACCGAUUCUGUUGUCGCAACAACUGCUCGUUCGCUGGUAUGUGUGGAAACGCACUAAAAGAGAGCAAACGAAUCACUAUUUGCAAGAGUCCUUAUAAAGGAGGGCUCGGCUUAGUGGCCUCACGUGCAAUACCGAGGGACACAAUAAUUGGUGAGUACUUUGGCAACAUCGAGCUGUUCGGUCCUCCGCGUGCGAAUGGGUAUCCAAACAAUGACUACAUACUGCACUUGAAGACGCCUUCCGAGUCUGGAAAGCGAUACGGGAUCGAUGCCAGCGUGGCUGGCGGUCUAUUUCGACUCGCCAACCACGCCUGUAAUCCCUGUGCUGCGUUUCACGAGGAACGAGUGGGAGCGGACAACUAUCCACUACAACUCACGUCGUGGAAGGAGCUCUCUCGAGAGAAUUUAGAAUCGCUGCGUCGCAAAUUCAAAACCCUAUAUAACAAGCCGAAGCCGUCGGGCAACGGGGAGGUGAAACCUGCCCACAAGGCGAUACUGUGGGCCAUAUGCAUCCAGAUGGAGAUUGAAGAGAAGGUGGGGUCUCACACUACCUUUGACGGUGCUGAUGAAGACGAGGACUCGGGAAACAGAGGUAAUUCUGGCUCUAAUAACGGCGCUGAGACUGGCACUGGUGCCUCAAGCUGUCUCCCUGGCUCGACCAUCUACACUCCGCCUUCCUCGAACACUGGUGCAAUGCCUGACCCAGACGGCGCCGGUGUUCGUCGUGAUUCGAACAAUGACGGUGAUCCUGGAUCGAGCAUCGCAGGUCACGCAAGGCCGAGUUUCGUUUCUCCAGUUUCGCAACUCCACGGAGGCUUCUCCAAGAUGAGCAAUGACUGUCCAUUUACAACUAUAAACGACGGGGGAUCAGGGCAAAACACUCCAGCGAGUGCGGACGAAGAGAACGAGGCUUCGCCUGCCACGCAAGAACAAGACGCUAUUUCGCAACUGAGGCAGAUAUCACAGUCCCCUCGCAUGGACUCGAGCUUUCUGGGCGUCGCCGUUACGAGCUCAGGCACGUUUGAUGCUACGCUAACUGCUGCACUAGAGCUCUCCGACUCGGAUGAGGCACUGGAUGAAGAAGACAACGGCGUCUCCUAUGCGGAUGAGGUGAACGGCGAGGAAGUAGUCAGAGAUAUCAACACGCGUGGCAGUGUCAGUAGCCGCCUUGGAGGCCACGACCUUGGCGUCGUCGGAGACAACAUGCGUGAAUUGAGCAAACGCUCGACCUUGUCCGACGAUCUCGGAUUCGACACAUUCACUCAAGUUAAACGCUACAAGACUGCCAAGCAGCAGCCCGUGACGAAGCUCAGAAACGCGACAGAGAAAAGAGAGCGUGCGAGGCAAGAAGAACUUGACCGACUGCGCGAAGAGAGGGCGGUGCGGUUGGCACAAACCGAAAAGUGGCAGAAUGACAAAGAAGAAAGACGCCGUCAGUUCGACGAUCGCAUGGAGCUUGAACGUGCAGAAGCUCGAGAAUGCCAUUCCAAAAUGAUGAUGCCACUUGCCAAAAGUAGAGACAACCUCUUCGCUACUGGCCGCACGGACGGCAAUAGUUUGCGUAAGUCUCCUUCUUUCAGUGGAGUUAGAAUUUUCCCAGUAAUGGUUCCGCCGCUUGCCAAAGCGCUAUCAGCCACAACCCCGUAG
Messenger RNA from Phytophthora infestans T30-4, 2313 nucleotides. RefSeq lists its product as uncharacterized. The coding region runs from base 1 to 2313 and encodes 770 amino acids. Gene Ontology annotation, molecular function: protein binding. Lineage: Eukaryota; Oomycota; Peronosporomycetes; Peronosporales; Peronosporaceae. The transcript is spliced from 8 exons. The record is from RefSeq and is a predicted model, not a curated record.